Molecule: messenger RNA, 1188 nt
Organism: Laetiporus sulphureus 93-53
Lineage: Eukaryota; Fungi; Basidiomycota; Agaricomycetes; Polyporales; Laetiporaceae
Exons: 8
Coding region: 1-1188 (395 amino acids)
Source: RefSeq, a predicted model, not a curated record
AUGAGAACUCAGGCAGUGAGAGAUCACAAUGCCAAUGAUGAUCUGGAUGGUGCUUUGAAUGAUACAAGCAAAGAGCAAGAGAUUGAAGUUGAAGAUGCAGAGGUCGAAGAGGAUGACGAUGACGAUGAUGAAGACGACAAUGAUGACAAGACAUACAAGUUGAUUAUCACUCAAAUGCACCUACGCAAAGUCAGAAAGGGCCACUUGGAAGCUUGGUGCACAGCGGUGCACUUCAUUCCAAAGAUUAUGAGACCCUUCGUGGACAUCCUGAUGGUCUUGCAGGUCAGUUUAGCAUGCCAUGGCAUUGCAGAGAAGUUGUGGGAUCUUGAUGAAUGGCCAGAUAUUGACCAGGAGAAGGCUUCUGAGUUAAUGAAGCAGUUUCGCGCUCUUCUGAAGAUCAUCCCAGGCCUGUCAAAGCUACUUCCCAGCCUCGAUGAUGAUCCAGACAGCCUCAUCUACCUCAUGAACUUUGGGUACAACGCUGAUGCCAUCGACAAGAAUGCCCUUAAGAGUGAUCUGCUGGCUUCCUGCUUUCGAGCACUGUUUACUGGUCCAAGCAGCGGCAAACAUCCUGUCAAUGCAUCUGGUUCCAACAAGAAAAAGGGCAGUGGUCGCAAUUUAAUUGCAGUCACUUAUCGCAUGAAAGAAUGCAACAAAUAUCAUGUUGCGUAUGUGACUACAUUGGCACGUUUCGCACUGAACGCUCAGCGUGAAUGGGCUGAAUCUGAUGGAGAUUUUGAUUAUGAAGAAUACUAUAACUACAUUCUCACCCUCUUUGACAACAAGGAGUGGUGCAAGGCCACUUUGGAUUGGUACAACGGCGAGGUCUUCAGAAGUAGUUGUCGCAAACGUUACGUCAACAGCAUGUAUGCACAAGAUGAUGGACCAUCAUCAAUGAACCUCCUCGCACAGCAGCGUGCUGCCAGAAAAGCACACACACAAAUGCUUAUCUCACUGCAGUCGAGCAACAGCUCUAUACCAGAGGAUAUAGUCCGGGAUUACAUAGAGAUGGCUGAUGAAAUCUUGGACCAACCUGGACCUGAGGUGAUGGAGCAGAUGAGUGAUCAAGAUGCAGAGGGAGAGGAUGAAGAUGCAGAGGGAGAGGAUGAGGAUGAGGAUGUGAAGGAAGAGGAUGAAGAUCUCAAGGAGAAGAUGCAGCUUCGCCGCCUUAGACGUGGUGCAAACUAA